AAAAAAGAAAAAAAAAAAAAAAGCUUCAAUUGUGAAACGCCUAAUCCUAAGCGUGUGCCUCUCUCUCUUAAUUCUCUUCCCAUUAAAUGUUCAUUACAAAUCAUCUAUAAAUACCCAAAUCAAAAACCCUAAUUUUUCUUCUCUAUCACAAUCAAAGCAGAAGAAUUAAUAGCAAUGUCUGGAGAUUCGAAUUCUAAUAUCUCUGUCACUGCCAGCAGUAAAGCACAAGCGAUGGAAAAUUGUGAGACCACCGCUCUCCAGAAGCAUGUUAUGUUCUUCGAUCGAAACAAUGACGGCAUUAUUUAUCCUUCCGAAACUUUUCAAGGUUUUAGAGCAAUUGGAUGUGGGCUUCUGUUGUCCUCUGUCGCCUCCGUUUUCAUCAACCUCGGCCUCAGUCAGAAAACAAGACCGGGGAAACCCUUUUCUUUCAAAUUCCCAAUCGAGGUGAAAAACAUCAAAAUGGCGAAACACACGAGCGAUUCCGGUGUCUAUGACAAAGAAGGAAGGUUCGUUCCAACGAGGUUUGAGGAAGUUUUCGCCAAACAUGCCCUUACUCAUCCGCACUCCUUGACAUCGGACGAGUUGAAGAAUCUCUUGAAAUCUAACCGGGAGCCAAAGGACUACGGUGGAUGGCUAGCUGGUUACACAGAGUGGAAGAUUCUUUAUAUUCUUUGCAAGGAUAAAAACGGGCUUCUGCACAAGGAAACUGUCAGAGCUGUUUACGAUGGAAGCUUGUUCGAACGCAUGGCUAAGGAGAAUGCAUCUAAGAAGCAAAACAUAGAUUGUGAUGUUUGAUGAACUGAUCAAGAACGUGGCGAAAUGUGAUCAACGGCCUCGUUUAGGACCGAUAAUACGUAUAAUCCAGUGAAUAAAUAUUAAUACUCGACGGGUGUUUGUUGAUUCUUUAUUUCAUGAUGAUUCUUUUGUGUGUAUACGAGUUUGUAUAUUGUGUUGGAUUAAUGUGUAAAAGUGUAAGGAAUGCAUAAAAUGUGAAUGUAUAUAUGAUUGAUGAUUGUCUUCUUUAUGGUGUGAAUGAAAUGCAUAAGUGUAAAUUUUCAGAUAA
Molecule: messenger RNA, 1063 nt
Organism: Erythranthe guttata (spotted monkey flower)
Lineage: Eukaryota; Viridiplantae; Streptophyta; Magnoliopsida; Lamiales; Phrymaceae
Gene: CLO4
Product: Caleosin-related family protein
Molecular function (GO): calcium ion binding; monooxygenase activity
Source: RefSeq, a predicted model, not a curated record